Aspergillus calidoustus is the source of this 666-nucleotide messenger RNA. Lineage: Eukaryota; Fungi; Ascomycota; Eurotiomycetes; Eurotiales; Aspergillaceae. The record is from the annotation of a GenBank genome assembly.
AUGUUCUCCGUGAUCCUCCCAGGCCGCCCGUGCCUAACAGACAUCGUCGCCGUCGACGCGCAACCAAACGGGCAAGCGACGAAAUUCGCCUUCAACUUCCCACUCACCCCGUACUUCUCCGAACUCGUCGUCUUCUUCCUCCCCGGCACAGUCCUCCCCCCGGACACAGCGGCCGCAAUCUACAUCCAGUUCCCGGGCUCGGAUUUCCGCUUCAUCGGCGCCCUCGCAAACGAGAAACCCUCGUCUAUAAUCAAAGUCUCGCCGCCGCAACCCACAGAGACGCAAACUGGGGACCAGAUGCUGGAUGGCGGGUCGGGGAAUAGCAGUCCCGUCGUGACGCUCGGGAUAUCGAUUGAGCCCGUGCAGGUCGUUGCGCCGCAGCUGGCCGCGCUGGAAGCUAGUACUUCGUCUGGUACGAUCACGGGAAACGAGCUUGUGCCCGUGACGCCGCAGCAAAAGGCGAUCACGACCAAGGUGCUCGCGCAGCGGAUCAUCGGGAAUGCGUUCAACUUCCUAGCGAGCUUUUCGGGGUCGUCGGAUCCGUCGGGGCGUGGGCAGGAGGUUGUCCCGCUCAAGGCGUUUCAGGACUGGUGGACGAAGUUUGAGAGGAAGAUUGAUAAUGAUCCGACGUUCUUAGAGAGGGAGGAUCCGAGCGCCAAUGGUUAG